Molecule: messenger RNA, 2089 nt
Organism: Canis lupus familiaris (dog)
Lineage: Eukaryota; Metazoa; Chordata; Mammalia; Carnivora; Canidae
Gene: SLC47A1
Product: solute carrier family 47 member 1
Exons: 17
Coding region: 24-1739 (571 amino acids)
Biological process (GO): xenobiotic detoxification by transmembrane export across the plasma membrane
Cellular component (GO): membrane
Molecular function (GO): xenobiotic transmembrane transporter activity; antiporter activity
Source: RefSeq, a predicted model, not a curated record
UCCUGCCGCAGAGCGCCAGGCGCAUGGAGGGGGCCGUCGAGGAGUCCGGGCCCCGAGGAGCCCCCGAGAGCCCGGGGCCGCGCUGCCCGCUGCUGUCUGGCUUCCGCGAGGAGCUGCGAGCGCUGCUGGUUCUGGCGGGCCCCGCGUUCUUGGCCCAGUUGAUGGUGUUUCUGAUCAGUUUCGUAAGCUCUGUGUUCUGUGGCCACCUGGGGAAGCUGGAGCUGGACUCUGUCACCCUUGCGAUUGCGAUUAUCAAUGUCACUGGUGUCUCGGUGGGCUUCGGCUUAUCUUCUGCUUGUGACACCCUCAUGUCCCAGACGUACGGGAGCCAGAACUUGAAGCAUGUGGGGGUCAUCCUGCAGAGGGGCAUACUGGUGCUGCUCCUCUGCUGUUUCCCCUGCUGGGCGCUCUUCCUCAACACCGAGACUAUCCUGCUGCUCUUCAGGCAGGACCCGGCCGUGUCCAAGCUUACCCAGGAUUAUGUCAUGGUCUUCAUUCCAGCUCUUCCCGCAACUUUUCUUUAUGCAUUACAAGCUAAAUAUUUGCUCAACCAGGGAAUUGUCCUGCCCCAGAUCCUAACCGGAGUAGCAGCCAACCUUGUCAAUGCCGUCAUCAACUAUCUGUUUAUUUAUCAGCUGUAUCUUGGGGUGAUGGGGUCAGCGCUGGCAAAUAUGAUUUCCCAGUUCACCCUGGCACUGGUCCUCUUCCAUUACAUCAUUUCGGGGAAACUGCAUGAAGCUACGUGGGGAGGGUGGUCCCUUGAGUGUCUACAGGACUGGGCCUCCUUUUUCAACCUGGCCAUCCCCAGCAUGCUCAUGCUGUGCAUGGAGUGGUGGGCCUACGAGAUUGGGAGCUUACUGAGUGGUAUCCUCGGCAUGGUGGAGCUGGGAGCCCAGUCUGUCGUGUAUGAACUGACUGUCAUUUUAUACAUGAUACCUUCAGGUUUCAGCAUGGCCGCCAGCGUCCGAGUAGGGAAUGCAUUGGGUGCUGGAAACAUCGAGCAGGCCAAGAAGUCCUCAGCUGUCGCCCUGCUGGUCACAGGAUUCUUUGCUGUAACCUUUUGUGUCGUGAUGUUAGGCUGUAAGGAUCUCGUGGGGUUCAUUUUCACUACCGACCGAGAAAUCAUUGUUCUAGUGGCUCAGGUGAUUCCAAUCUCUGCUGUUUCCCAUCUGUUUGAAAGUCUUGCUUGCACAAGUGGUGGCAUUCUGCGGGGAACUGGCAACCAGAAGGUUGGGGCCAUUGUCAAUGCCAUUGGGUAUUAUGUGAUUGGUCUCCCUGUUGGGAUUUCGCUGAUGUUUGCAACCAAACUGGGAGUGAUUGGUCUGUGGUCAGGGAUCAUCAUCUGUGCGAUCACACAGUCUCUGUGUUUUCUAGGCUUUAUUCUUCGGCUAAAUUGGAAAAAAGCCUGCGAAGAGGCCCAGGUACAUGCCAAUCUGAGACUAAAUACCACCCAGGAUGGGACUUCUGCUGCCUGUCAGGACCCAGUGGGCCCUGAGAACCGUGGAGGUAUUUCAAUGCAAGAUGUUCGAAGAAAAGUCAGGGCUCCGGUGGGCCAGCAGGUGUGCCAGCCAACGCACCAGCCGAUGCACGGAGAAGAACAUCUUUGCGUCCAGCCCACAGGCACCGCUACCUUGACUGGGAGUCAGUUGUUGCUGCGGCGUGGGCUCCUGCUCGUGGGCGUCUUUUCAGUCUUGCUCAUGGGGAUUUUAGUGAGAGUAUAUAUAAAAAUUAAGUGGUAGGCCAGAGAAAGAGAAGUGUGUGUCAGGUCAAGUGAUACUUUUGAGCUUACAAAUAAUUCAUAGGCCAAACAGUGAAUGUUUUUCAGUUAAGGUAGUUAAAUAGCACCUGUGGGUUUCAAGAAUUGAAUUCAAAGUUAUGUUUUCUAAUGAAGAAACUUAGGUACAAAUUAUGUUCUUGUCUAAGGCAGUGUCUGAAAGAUAGAGGGAUGAUCAUUCAGCUCAUCCAGCAUUGUCUCAACCAAGGACCAUUGUGUACUGGUUGCAUUCACCUAUGGUUUUGCUAGUUGUGUUUACUGUUUAGAUAGAAACCCAUGUAUUCAGUGCUUAAGGAUUUUGAAUUAUUUAAAAUA